Molecule: messenger RNA, 1665 nt
Organism: Neodiprion fabricii
Lineage: Eukaryota; Metazoa; Arthropoda; Insecta; Hymenoptera; Diprionidae
Product: prisilkin-39-like
Exons: 5
Coding region: 166-1422 (418 amino acids)
Source: RefSeq, a predicted model, not a curated record
CUCUCUCUCUCUCUCUCGUUCUCUCUUUCUCUCUCUCUCUCUACGGUCGGAUAUUCGCUCGCUCUCACAUUUCGGCCAUAUUGGAUACCGUGAGCCGUUUCAGACCUCAGUGUCACAGUAACAUUGGUAAAGGAUAGAUCGCGCUCUCAACGCACGCCAGGAAAAAUGCUUCGUUCGACGCUAUGUGGCGUCGCGGUGCUCCUGAUUACGUCACUGGUAGACGCCGCUCCGUACAACAAAUUUGGAAGAACGUGCAAGGACAUCGGCUGCCGGAGCAACGAAGAGUGCGUCAUGGAAAAUAAAGACUGCGGAUACAACGAUAGGCAGGGUGAUACUUGCGGACGAUUCCCAACGUGUAAACGGUCGUCUGGUUCAAGCGAAAGCUGCACCUCACUCGUUUGUCCGGCUGGUCAAUAUUGCAGGACAGAAAAUGGCAGACCAACCUGCGUAAGCACGCUGGGAGGACAAGAGGAUGAAAUUCUUGCAGAAGAUGGCACUGGGGAAGUUAACAGCAUCUCGAAACGCCAGAGUGGAUCUGCAUCGGCGGACUCUGGAUCCAGCUCCGGUUAUCCACGCCAGUCUUCAGCCUCAGGCUACCCUUCUGGAUCCGGCUAUCCAUCUUCCAGUUCCUCCGGGUAUCCUAGCUCUGGAUCCUCCGGAUACCCUUCCGCACAAUCGGGAGCCACAAGAACCUCUGGCAGCAAUGCAAACUUGGGUUAUCCCAGUUACGGUUCCUCCGGUUAUCCCAGUUCCAGUUCAUCUGGGUAUCCUAGCUCGGGUUCCUCAGGUUAUCCUAGGUCGGGUUCUUCAGGUUAUCCUAGCUCGGGUUCUUCAGGUUAUCCUAGCUCGGGUUCCUCAGGUUAUCCUAGCUCGGGUUCCUCAGGUUAUCCCAGCUCUGGAUCCUCUGGUUAUCCCAGUUCCAGUUCCUCCGGUUAUCCUAGUUCAGGUUCUUCCGGUUAUCCAGGAUCCGGUUCGUCGGGAUAUCCUGGCGGUGACACAGCGGUGAGAAGAACGUCAGGCAGCAACGUUAACAGCGGGUAUCCGUCCGGCGGAUAUCCCAACAAUCCAGGACCCUUGCCUUCCCAAGGCCAAGGAUACAAUUCCAACUAUCCCAAUCAGGGUUACAGACCACCGGGUCCCGGGCGACCAGGUUAUGGCCAACCAGGAUAUGGUCAACCGGGUUACGGACAGCCGGGUUACGGACAGCCGGGUUACGGACAGCCAGGCUAUGGACAACCGGGUUAUGGCCAGCCAGGUUACGGACAACCGGGCUACGGGCAGCCUGGCUAUGGACAGCCGGGUUACGGUCAGCCAGCUCCACAGUCGAACGGGUUUACCGACAAGAUAACAAACUUUGCCAAAAAUUUGGCACAAAGAGUUUUCACGCAAGCCAUAGUCGAUCGGGUGACUGGAAGGCAGUAAGGAAUUUUGUUAAGCUUCGGCGCUGAAAUUUGUGCCUUUUAUAAAUUUCUAUUCAUAAUUAUAUCAAAAGUCUGCAAUUAGGUUUAAUCGAAACGUAAAUAUUCGAUGUUAUACGAUGCUAAUUUCUUCAAGUCAGAAUAUUGCUAUUUAACGUUUUACUAACUGUUUUGUUGUCCAGCUAAUAUUAUUUUUAGGCAGUUUAACCUUCGAUCUUGAGUAAUAAAAUACAUUGUGCAAUGCUGA